UGUCAAUCUGAGCCAUGGGCGACCGGAAACGCAAGUGGAAAGGCGCUGGCGGCGCUGGCAAGGGAUCGGGCAAAGGCGGAAAGAGCGGAAAGAGCGGGAAGAGGUCGAAGACAUCUGAGUCAGAAAAGGCUGGAAAGGCUGGAAGCUUCAAGCGGCACAAAGUGGGGCCCAUGCCCCUGAGAGCAGUGUUGGUGACGAGCCGGACCCCAAGUCAAACUCAAAAAGCCACCCGAGAGGCGAUACGCUUGCUACAAGGCGUUCUCGAAAAUGGGGAGGACACUGCGCCGAACGAACAUCCGGGAGCUGGCGCUGCUGGCACUGCUGGCGCUCGCUCGGUGGGCGAGUCACUGGAAGAGGAGCUACAGGCACUGCGCGAAGAUGUCAAGCCGAAAGCACGGCCCCUGCGCUUCUACUCUGAGGUGAGUCGAGGCGUGACGAUUCUUUCGGUGGAUGGCCGACGGGCGCCAUCUCAACUGGUGGUGGACCUCUUCGAACGACAACGAGCUGCAGGUAGAGAAGGACAAGCAGUGCGCUUUGUUGUGAGAAUGGCACCAUUGGAUGUGGUUUGCUCGCCUCAUUUGAAGAACUUUCAGGCAGCAGCCGCGGCGGAACUGCCAAAGUUGCUGAAAGACGCCAGAGAAGGUGCUGGAUGGUAUUGCUCCUUUCACAGUCGUGCUAUGAGCACCAUCAAACGUGAAGAUGUCAUGGCCGCCUUGAAGGAUAUCAUGAAGCCUCUGAAACUGGAUCUGUCAGUAUCGGAUGCGGAAUACAUGGUGGUAAUUGAGGUGAACCCGGUGCUUUGUGGUUUUGCCGUUCUACGCGAUUACGAAGGUGGACUCUACGAGUGUCACCUUCAGAAAGCCUCGGAGGAAUUUGAGAACUGCGCGACAGUGUCGGAGAGUGACCAGGAAGAAUCUGCGGAGAACACAUCCCCACGAGAAGACGCUCAUUCUGAGACAGGGCCUGAGGGAUAGAGGAGAAAAACGGUCCACAGGGAUCGGCUUCGGCUGGCUGCUGGGACGUGGAAAACCUGGUG
Cladocopium goreaui is the source of this 1036-nucleotide messenger RNA. Lineage: Eukaryota; Dinophyceae; Suessiales; Symbiodiniaceae. The record is from the annotation of a GenBank genome assembly.